GCUCAUAGGCGUCGAUUUUCUUUCAGAGCCAAGUGACAGACUGGGAGCGAGCACACCCGAGCGCGAGACGGCGGAGACACGCCGCGCAGACCACAACUUACACCUUAAGACUAGUCCAAGCAUCUUAGCUGUCGGACUUUUACUAUGAGGGAGGGAUGCUGGAUGCUAAACCAGGGGAGAGACGUUCUCUCAUCCGUAAUCGUAGCGAUCAAUCAGCACGCGCCCCGUUUAUUAGUGACUAAAUAGGCUCGCGGGUGGGGAAAAAAAGAAGAAAAGGUGUGGGUUUGGAAAGGAAAGAAGGUUAAAAAAAAAAGAGGUAAGGAAGUAUGCUCCGAGGAUGAUUUCAGCCAAGAAAACUCCGGAGAAGAGCCGUUACCGUCUCCAUUAUCUCGUUUGGCACAACAAACACCGGCAGUUGGAGAAAGAGCUCUCUGCGAGCGAGCAGGUGGACUUGGAAGUGCUAGACCCACGGGGUCGCACUCCCCUGCAUCUGGCUGUGACCCUCAACCACCUGGAAUGCGCUCGGGUGCUGCUACACUAUGGCGCUGAUAUUAGCAAAGAAAACAGCAACGGCUGGACAGUUUUGCAGGAAGCCAUCAGCCUGCGUGAUGCUCAGCUGGUGCGGCUUGUCUUGUGUCACAGAGACUACCAGCGCACCAUUAAGAGACUGGCAGGGAUCCCCAGACUACUAGAAAGACUUCAGCAGGCACAAGACUUUUAUGUGGAGAUGAAAUGGGAGUUUACAAGCUGGGUGCCACUAGUGUCUCGAAUCUGUCCAAGUGACACAUAUCGAGUGUGGAAAAGUGGCCAGUGCCUUCGAGUGGACACAACACUUAUGGGGUUUGAGCAGAUGACUUGGCAGCGAGGCAACCGCAGCUUCAUCUUCAAAGGACAAGACUCCAAUGCCAUGGUGAUGGAGGUGGACCAUGACAGACAGCUGGUGUUCUGUGAGACACUCCCAUGUCUACCAUCCUCUCCCUCCUCUCGUCCUCAAAGCAAUGCUCUCAGUCUGUUGGGCGUCCUGCAGCCCACUGAUGAGCAGGUGGCUGCUCGGAUCUCUGCCCCAGUGGUCACAACUCAGCUAGACACCAGGAACAUUGCUUUUGAAAGGAACAAGACAGGCAUUCUCGGCUGGCGAAGUGAGAAAACAGAGGUGGUGAAUGGCUACGAAUCCAAGGUGUACUGCGCCUCCAAUGUAGAGCUGAUCACUCGAACACGAACCGACCACCUCCCCGAACAGCACAAAUCCAAACCCAAAAGCAGUAAAACACCACUUCAGUCCUUCCUGGGUAUUGCUGAGCAGCAUAUGGGAACUACCAAUGGGCAAACAAUGGUGACCCAGAUGUCAUGCCCUGUGACGAACAGCAGAUCCAUGACAGCCGAGGAAUACUUUAAUCCAAAUCCAAGUCAUGUCCAAAGAGAUAUUGGUCAGCCUUGCCAUCUCACCACCAAGACACAAAGGUUCAAAGCCAAGCUGUGGCUAUGUGAGUCUCAUCCUCUGUCCCUGGCUGAUCAGGUGGCUCCUAUUAUAGACCUCAUGGCCAUCUCUAACACCCUGUUUGCUAAGCUCAGAGACUUCAUCACCCUGAGACUGCCUCCAGGAUUUCCCAUCAAGAUAGAAAUCCCCAUCUAUCAUAUCCUGAAUGCACGCAUCACCUUUGGGAAUCUGAACGGCUGUGAGGAUGGGGGAGUGGGCAGGACAGAGACAGAUGUAGAGGGACAGAAAGACAGGACAGAGACACCUUCUCCUGGCAGUGACUCGUCCAGUGUGUCAAGCUCCAGCUCAACUAACUCAUGCCAUGGAGGUGAAAUUCCAGCAUCAGUGUUUGAGGCACCACGAGGCUACAGCAUCCUUGGAGGGAACCAGAGAGAGAGCAUGCGGGAGGAGGAGGAUGACCUACUGCAGUUCGCCAUUCAACAAAGUUUACUGGAGGCAGGCUCUGAGUAUGAUCAGGUGACGAUUUGGGAGGCUCUGACUAACAGUAAGCCUGGAACUCAUCCUCUUUCAUGUGACCCCAGCCGCCUGGAAAGAACUCCACAGCACAAACCCAGCCCUGAGUCCAGCUCGGGAAGCACACCAACUAAUGAGACGCCACACAGCUUUGACGAGCAGCUACGUUUGGCAAUGGAGUUGUCAGCACGCGAACAGGAAGAGGCAGAGCUCCGGCAGAGACAAGAGGAAGAAGAGCUACAGCGCAUCAUUCAACUGUCACUGAUGGAGAAGUGACAAAAAUCUGAGCGAGCAAAAAUCAAGGGGUAGGAAGGUAAUGCAGCCAAUGUCUAUUGACUACUGCAAUUCUCUCCUCUCCAAUGUUCAGCCUCUCGUCCUCCAGCAGCCUGUUUGAAGCUCAAGGAUCCACCAGUCACAGAGAGAUCUGUCUCUGUCCACUUUUUACAAGUUUACAGCCACCAACAACUCAGUUCACGGGCAGUUAACUGGCCCUCAUCAGACUCAUGUAUAACUAAUCAGCAAACCUGUAAUAUUUUUUUGUUUUUUCCUUUUAGACAAUUCAGCAGAGCUCACAGCUGUGUCAGGGAUCUCAGCAUCUCUCAUAAAGCCAUUUGUUACCCAGAAAUCCUAGAGUACCACAUUAAGACUCUAAGUCCUCCCACUGAGUUUUACUAAACAUUUGCAUAAAUUUUUUUAUGGAAUUGGAUAAAUUAGGCUGGGUUUUUAUUUGCACAAAAUUUAAUUGCACUCUUAUACAAAGCAUAAGGGAGUUCCUAAUGCUAAGAGGUGCCUGUUAAUGAAACAUGUACAUGUAAAGAAUGUCUGCCUCACAUAGAGGCUAAGUUAGACUGUUGCAACUACUCAAAAUGCACGAUGGAAAAAGCAUGAUCCUGUCUUCAUUUUGGUACCUCAUGUCUGUGCAGCUUCUUUGUAUUUAUUUCAAUGAGCAAGAGAACGGUUUUUACUAGGAAGAUGCAGGACUGCAGUUGCGUGGUCGCUAAGAAGCAGGAAUAAUUUUGUAGGAAAUUUAGCGAGAGCAUUCUGGUCUUUUUCAGGUCGGUAAUAAGGUUAAGUAGAAGUGUACUCAAUAAUAAAUUAGAUCCUCACUGCAAUAUUUAUACUUUGUGUCAUAAACACAGUUUUAAACAGACCAGAAAACAUACAUUAUACUGUAUGUUUUAUACUCAAUAUGGUGCUAUAGUAAUGUAAUUUUUCUUUCCAUGUUAAAAAUAUGUAGUAUGUUAUUUUCUUUUGGAUUUAACAUCUAAGCGAUCUACCCUUUUUAUUUUAUUUUUUUUCUGGCUUCCAUGCAGUGCUUCCCAACCCUGGCCUUCAGAAGCCUCUAGAUUCUUUCAUUCAAACACAGCACUGGAGCUCCUGAUUCAUUCAAUCACUUUACCAACUGUAGGCAGGGGGGUCCAAUCAGGUGCACCAAUGCAGGGAGAAAACAGCAAGGACUAGUUUCUCUGAUCCAGAUGCAGUCUUAAACAAAUACUUAAUCUCAAAUGAAGAAAAACUUAAAUCUCUUAUUGUUCUGACAAUCUGGGUCUAAGCGACUGGCAACAAUUGUAUAAUAAUAGCGAAUAAUACUGACAUAAGAUUCCUUUUAAGCACAAUUUAACACAAAGCAGUUACGCUCAGUGAUUAUAGCCAGUCAAGAAAUGACCAAAGGGCUGUCCAGCAGCAUAGAACAAUAUAGAGAUUAAAUGUAGAUGUAUGUGUAGAGUUAUGAUGAUGAAGCAUAUAAAGAGAGAACUGAGGAUAUAAGGAUUCAGUUAUAUAGAAAUGCUUGAUGUGGUUAUAAAUAUUAACCCAACAUAUUCUAUUGGUUCUGUUUUUUAAUUUUGCACCUGAUAUGAAUGUGGAGUGUUACUAUGGUGUCUCUAUGAUGUGAUAAAACUCACUACAACAACGCUGCUCAAAUUUGUAACCUCAAGAAAGAUUGAAUAAAAGAGAAAAUUUCA
This is a messenger RNA of Silurus meridionalis, 3915 nucleotides long. It is a transcript of the gene ankrd13b, whose product is annotated as ankyrin repeat domain 13B. Gene Ontology annotation, cellular component: cytoplasm. The transcript is spliced from 15 exons. Gene Ontology annotation, molecular function: protein binding. NCBI's taxonomy places the organism in Eukaryota, Metazoa, Chordata, Actinopteri, Siluriformes, Siluridae. Bases 338 to 2227 code for a protein of 629 amino acids. The record is from RefSeq and is a predicted model, not a curated record.